Molecule: messenger RNA, 882 nt
Organism: Dentiscutata heterogama
Lineage: Eukaryota; Fungi; Glomeromycota; Glomeromycetes; Diversisporales; Gigasporaceae
Source: the annotation of a GenBank genome assembly
AUGUUGUUGCGACGGAGACUUUUACAGAAAUCAUUAGUGAUUUCUUGUCUAUUUUCAAUUAUUGUUCUUGAUAUGCUUGUGAAUGCAGAAUCUGACAAAAGUCCAGGAUCAAUCCCUGAAAUAGAUUUAAACGACGCAACUAGAAAGUCAAAAUUCCCUCUUACUGAGGCUGAAGGCUCAAAACCUUUCCUUUUUAGCACUCUUAUGAUUAUAGUAUCAGAAAUAGGCGACAAGACAUUCUUUAUUGCUGCUAUAAUGGCAAUGAAAAAUGCCAGGCUUUUAGUUUUUUCGGCAGCUUUUAGUGCUUUAGCACUCAUGUCAAUCCUUUCUGCAGCUUUAGGUCAUGCAGUUCCAAACUUGAUUCCACGUACAUAUACCAAUUAUUUAGCUUCAUUUUUAUUUUUAUUUUUUGGAAUAAAAAUGGCAUUUGAGAGUGUACAAAUGUCGGAUGAGGAGGCUAAGAAUGAAUUGGAGGAAGUUUCAGCAGAAUUGAAAGAAAAAGAAGAAAUUGAACUUAUAGAAGCUACAGAGGCUGGUGGUAUACAGGACGAAACUGCUCCAGUAACAUUUGUAGAAGGAUUAAUUAAUUUAUGUCAAUUUUUAUUUUCACCCAUUUUCGUCCAAACAUUUGUACUCACGUUCCUGGCAGAGUGGGGCGAUAGAUCACAAAUUGCAACAAUUGCUUUGGCUGCUGCACAGGAUAUGUAUUGGGUAACUUUGGGUACGAUAACUGGUCAUUGUUUAUGUACUGGUCUCGCUGUUAUUGGAGGUAGGUUCAUGGCUGCAAAGAUCUCCAUAAAAAAAGUUACUAUGCUAGGAGCUAUUCUUUUUAUCUCAUUUUCAUUAGUGUAUUUAUAUGAAAGUAUAUAUGAUGAUUCAUAG